AUGUCGGCUAAAAGGCCGCAUUUACUUGUUUCCGACGACGAGUUGUCGUCACCUGAAGAAAUGGAAGUCCUGCCUGAAGACGAGCAGGUGAAAACUGCGGAAGGUAUCCGCGAAGAGGUGAUCCAUUACAUGACAUCGCAUAAGAGAUGCAGAAUAGAUACAGAAGAACACGUUACCUACGUGUGCACCCAGAUCGACAGAAUUAUCGAGAUGUUAAAGGAAAGAACUAGAGAUCCAUUGCAAGUGGCAGUGCAGAAACUACAAAAGAAAAUUGACACUAUACUUGAGCUGAAAACUCCAACUACGCCAACAUACGCACAGAUAGCGACAAGAAAGGUACAGAAACCCAAAAAAGAAGUAAUACUUGUUGAUCCGGAGUCUGAAGAAGACGACGCAGAACGAACCAAGCAAAAACUAAAGAAAAAGAUUAACCCCAAAAAGAUGGGUAUCGGAAUACAGUCAGUACGGAAACUCAGGAGAGGUGGCGUUGCCAUUGAGGUAGCAACGACAGAGGAGAGAGAGAAACUAAGGAAGGCAAUAGAAACUAAAGCAGGUCUGAAAACAAAGGUACCAUCAAGAAGAAAACCAAGGGUUGUAUUGUAUGGUGUUGCAACCGACAUAACCAAGGAUGAGAUAACAGAAUGUCUCUAUGAACAAAAUGAAAUAAUCAAAACAAAUAUGACAGCUGAAGAGUUUAGUAACAACACAGAAGUCAAGUUUCAAUUUGGGAACAAAAAUAAAAACACAACGAAUUGGGUACUAGAAACUACCCCAACAAUAAGGAAAUUAAUGAUCCAAAUUAAAAAGACCAACCUGGGAUGGACCAGGUGCGGGGUCGAUGAUUAUAUAGCGGUCACACAAUGCUACCAAUGUUGUAAAAUUGGUCACAUAGCUAAAGAUUGUACGGAGAAAGGGCCGACUUGUAGCCAAUGCGGCCUUGAUCACAAGUUUAAAGACUGUACUAGGAGAGACAAGACAGAGUGCGUCAAUUGUAAAAGAGAAAAGCUGAAAGUAUUGAACCAUAACGCUUGCUCUAAACAGUGCCCGCUGAUUCAGAGAAUCAGGAAAAUAUUAAUAGAUAAAACUGAUUAUGGCGAAUAA
This is a messenger RNA of Centruroides sculpturatus (bark scorpion), 1101 nucleotides long. RefSeq lists its product as uncharacterized. Gene Ontology annotation, molecular function: zinc ion binding; nucleic acid binding. Lineage: Eukaryota; Metazoa; Arthropoda; Arachnida; Scorpiones; Buthidae. Bases 1 to 1101 code for a protein of 366 amino acids. The record is from RefSeq and is a predicted model, not a curated record. The transcript has a single exon.